CUGCAUCGCGUCGCCGACCUCCUCUCCAGCAAGGAGCCACCUCCGCCGCCCUUGCCCGUUCUGGCCGGAUCCCGCCGCCUGGGCCCCGUCCCCGGCCACCGGUGCCCUCGCCGGGGACCAUCUGCGCCGCCCGUCAAGUCUAGCGCCUCUGCUUCGCUCGCCUGAGCCAGCGCCUCGUCCCGCCUGCUGCUGCUUCUGUUCUUCAGAAGCGAACAGCUCGCCCGCUCACCCCGUUGACCGCAGUCGCGCGUGGCCUCCGCGCCUGGGCCAGCAGCCUCCCCUUGCUUUCUCCAGAUCCGGCCCAGUUCGCCUCUGCCUCACCGGGCCAAGCCCAUGGGUGAGAAGCCCCUCCAGUACCCCCUCCUGUACUCUAUCGGACCAGCAAGAUGCGGCCCGUGUUAUUUUUUUUCUCUUUCCUGCGCUGCGAUUUUAGCAUUAACCAGGAGUUUAUAGUUUACAGAAAACCCCCUCACGUUCAUGCAUUAAUAACUAAUAAACCGUGCAUCGGAUUAACAUGAUUUAA
Molecule: messenger RNA, 523 nt
Organism: Aegilops tauschii subsp. strangulata
Lineage: Eukaryota; Viridiplantae; Streptophyta; Magnoliopsida; Poales; Poaceae
Source: RefSeq, a predicted model, not a curated record